This is a messenger RNA of Pseudogymnoascus verrucosus, 3879 nucleotides long. RefSeq lists its product as uncharacterized. Gene Ontology annotation, cellular component: nucleus. The transcript has a single exon. The record is from RefSeq and is a predicted model, not a curated record. Gene Ontology annotation, biological process: DNA alkylation repair; DNA repair. Gene Ontology annotation, molecular function: dioxygenase activity. NCBI's taxonomy places the organism in Eukaryota, Fungi, Ascomycota, Leotiomycetes, Thelebolales, Thelebolaceae. The coding region runs from base 740 to 3685 and encodes 981 amino acids.
CUCUCAACCAAUCCGCAUACCCUCUCUACUCUCUCUUUGAUUAAUUGUCCAUAUAAUUAUCGUGCUGCAUAUACUUAACAUGCACCUCAAUAUACUCUAUACCCUCUAGCUCUUCCCCCUCUGAUCUCUUUUACCCUAUACCCUCUCCACCUUUUCCACCCUGUCUCCUUCCUCCUCCCCGCCUUCCAUACUAGGAGAGUCAUAUGUGAGAUAGCUGCUAGAGCUACUCCCGGACGUGCCAAAUCCUUACGCGCACGUUCUUACAGGCAUCUGUCUCCGCACACCCCUUGUCUAUCGGCCGAAUUGCACAAACGCAGUAAUAAAUUUGUCCCAUCCCUACAUGGGAAUUGGUUAAUAUCCUACCCACAUGGUUUCAAUACCCCGAAACUUAACAAUUUUCAUACAUCAUACAUACUCUUACCUACAUACAGCACGACGUCGGGUGACUUCCGACGCGGAAACGCAGGAAGAUCUUUUGUCUUUUAACCGCCCUAUAUACAUAUAUAUAUAUAUAAUGGCGACCUGCAGAACCCCGCUGUAUUUCGCAGUUUUGUCGUAACACAGAUCUAGAGGAUCCCCAGUGCAUACCGAUCUCGCCGCCCACUCGACACCCACCCGCCAUUGUUGGCCAACCUCCAGACCGCAUUCUCGAACCACUCCACCAACCAAAACACAUUCUUCAGCUAUAUACAAUCCGAGGGGGAGUUGAUCGUGCGUGCGCAUGAAGUAGCACGACGAUAUGUUUAAGAUCAAUGAGGGCGACGUGCCGUUCGUGCGCACACGGCGGGCGCUACUCGUCCUCGACCUCCAAAAGAACCUCGUUGCACCCGGAGGGAUAACACCCGUCGAACUACCACCAAAUCUCGCCGACCAUGUAGCGAAACUGAUCCCCGUUUUCCGACAAUCCGGUACAGUCAUUUGGGUCAAAAGCGAAUUCGAGCAAGCCCGUCGUAUAAAUGAUGGCACAAGUCGAUGCGAAAAUGUUAUCACCGACGACGAGGUCGUGAUGCGCCCUCCGAAGCCAUCUCCCUCCAGACACUCAUUACGAGGUUCCAAAAAAUUACAAGCGAUGAUGGAGAAGCUUGCUACUGAAGCUUCUGCGGAAUCUUCUGGGUCGGCCGAUUUGGAAGGAGCAGGGCCGAUUGAGGUGGAUGAUAAAACUACACCCGAUGAGCCAGAGGAGCCGGUGGAAGAAAGCGAGGCUUUCCUGUCUUUGGAGCCUGGGAAGGAACACAUGUCGCUCAAGGGCAGGGCAUCCGAUUCUGGUCUGGUACCUGCUUUGGAAGCUGUGGUGGACCAAUCCAAGGACAUGUUCUUCACGAAGUCGUACUACUCUGCGUUCAAAUCGAGUCCAUUGCUACAGACUCUGAGGAGCCAGUUUGUCACGGAGAUUUUCAUAUGCGGAGCUCUGACAAAUAUGAGCGUGUUCGCAACGGCAAUGGACGCCGCACGUUACGGAUACGCAAUUACUCUUGUCGACGACUGCCUGGGCUACCGAAGCAAGGCCAGACAUGACCAAGCUCUACGGUCUCUAGACGAGGCGACUGGCUGCGACAUGUCCACUAGCUCAUACGUCAUUGAAGAGAUUCAGAAGAAGCCCAAGCAAUCGUCUAAAGUUGAAAAGACGGCAUCGAAAAGGCCGGUACGUCAAAACCCGGACAGCGAAAAUAUUAACCAGAUGCUGGAAAAGUUGAAGCUGAAAAGUGAUCCGAAAGCAGCUUCAAUCGCGGAGCCCGUCCCCGGAAAGGCUGUUCAGAAGGAUGUGAAUACCCAAACUUCAGCUGUGCGCGAUGGAUCUGCACCCAAUGAAGCCACGACUUCGGAUGCGCCGGUGCCUGAGGCGUCGCAACCCCGACCAACAGCUGAAGCUACUAUCAAGAGCCGUGUUCCGAACAAAAUCAAAAUUCGUCGCCGUACGUCAAACCGUGUGGCUCCCGAGUCUGGCGAGAGCAAGUCUAGAGUUGAUCCAAAGCAAUCGAAGGGGACAGCGUCGCCCUCACCGUCCGCUACUAUGGCUCCUGUGGAAAGCUCGGUGAAGGGCAAGGAAAAGGCGAAAGAUGAGUCAAAUGGCGUUACGCCAGUACCAGAGAAGCCAACCCCGACGCCUCGAACCCAAGAAAAUGAGCCGAGUAAGAAGGAAUCGAUUGUUUCUCCACCUGCUCCCACUGGUAAGGCUGCCGUGGUAGCUCCGAUACCAGCAAAGGAGAACGGUCUGAAGGCAGAUGAGCAACCUUCGAGCAGUGACAGCGAUGAAUCAUCUUUAACCUCCACAGAAGGAGAGCCGAUUUGCGAGGGCGACACAGUUAUUAUAACUGAUCUGCUUCCGAGUAAAGACGAGGCAGGGAUAUUUGAGAGGGUCAAGACAGAGGUACAGUGGCAGAGGAUGUCGCACCAAGGUGGGGAGGUUCCGAGGCUAGUCGCUGUUCAGGGUGAGAUAGGAAAAGAUGGAAGCAUUCCUAUCUAUCGACACCCGGCAGAUGAGUCUCCGCCACUGCUCGAAUUCUCUCCCGUAGUAAACGUCAUUCGGCGGGAAGUCGAGAAGAAGCUAGGUCACCCAGUCAACCACUGCCUGAUCCAGCUUUACCGUAGCGGAACCGACUACAUCUCAGAGCACAGUGAUAAGACCCUAGAUAUCGUUCCUGACACCUAUAUCGCCAAUGUAAGCCUCGGGGCUCAACGCACCAUGACUUUCAGAACCAAGAGAAUCCUAAAGGAUGGAAAACAGCUCCAAACAGACGAGGAAAACCCGCGUUCAACAUGCAAAGCUGCACUACCUCAUAACUCCCUAUGCCGCAUGGGCCUAAUGACCAACAUGCGCUGGCUCCACAGCAUCCGCCAAGACAAGCGCCUCGAGCGUGACAAAUCCCCCGAAGAGCUCGAGUACAGCGGCGUGCGCAUCUCCCUAACCUUCCGCCUCAUCGGCACCUUCCUCGACAAAGACCAAGCCAAAGUUUGGGGUCAAGGCGCCGUCGCAAAACACAAGCGCCACGCGCGCCCUGUUGUCAACGGACCCACGCCUGUUGCUCAGAAGAUGAUCGAGGCUUUUGGGACUGAGAACCGCUCUAGCGACUUCGACUGGCCCGAGGUAUACGGCCAGGGUUUCGACGCUCUCCACAUCUCCAAUACUCGCAAACUCCUAUUGUCAGGCAACCCCACCGUCGAUAUUGGAAUCGUAGCAUACCUCGCACAACUGGGCCUAGACUGGACCUCAAGCAGCAUCGCCGCACCCGUCGACCCCAGUCUCGGGACGGCAGACGCACCGGUCAUGAAGUUAGUCGACACGGACCUCAGUCGCUCUACCAUCGAGAGCCCCUCUGCCAUCUUCCUGUACCUAUACAUGGUCUACGCCGCGCCCUCUCCCGCACCCACCCCACUCCAGUACUCUCGCCUCUUCACGCGCCUCCAUCACGCCCUCGACCUCGGUGCGCGCCGCAAGAGCGAUCCGCGCGCCCUAGACGCAUGGGAGACGUACGCGGCUGAGGAUGCGUUCAUAGCUGGGUCAGCGCCGUCGAUUGCCGAUUUUGCGUUUUGGCCGGUGCUGAGGGCGAUUGUGGCUGCGAGGGGCGGUGGGGAUGAGUUUCCGAGGCUGAAGGCGUAUUUUAGACGGAUGGGGGAGUUGGAGGCUGUUAAGGAGGCGGUGGUGGCUGUGGAGGAGGGGAAGGAGGAAGUGGGGAAGAAGGAGUGAGGGCAUGGUGGGAGUGGCCAAAAUUUAGCAGGGGAGCGGGCAUAUGUUGAGAUAUCUUUUUUGUAGCGAUUAGCGUUGAGCAAUUUUUGGGGGAUCUUGGGUUUGGGAUUUGGGAUUGGGGGUAUUAAUGAGGCAUUGGGAGGGUCAUGUCAUAGAUUUAUAUGGUGGGAGGAAUUUAUAUCCAUUCUAGGCUG